UUAGACCUGACGGAGGUGAAAGAUCCACAACGGAAUAAAUUCGAGGAGAAAUAUCAGUGUCAGGACCCUUAUGAAAACAUACCCGGAGAAAAACCUCGUACAUGUCAACCAACUAACACAAAUUCUUCACAAAAAAAGACGUUUGUGUGCCCCCAGUGUGGAAAGAGUUUCAAACAAAAAGGACAUCUUGAAGAUCAUAUAAGAAUUCACACUGGUGAGCGGCCUUUCAUUUGCCUUCAGUGUGGAAGGAAAUUCACACACAAAGGAAAUCUUAAGGAUCAUGUGAGAAUUCACUCUGGAGAGAGGCGAUUUGCAUGCCAGCAGUGUGGAAAAAGAUUCAUGCAUAGUGCAAACCUUGUGGAUCACAAACGAAUUCACUCCGGAGAGAAGCCCUUCACAUGCACUCAGUGUGAAAAGAGUUUUACACAUGCCACAAGUCUCAAAACUCACUUGCUCUCUCACUCUGGAGAAAAGCCAUACACUUGUGAUCAGUGUGGUCCAAAAUUUCGCCUGGCGGCACACUUGAAAAGACACCUGAGAAUUCACACAAGUGAGAGGCCGUAUGUGUGUUCUUUUUGCGGAAAGAGCUUCUUAUGGCUGUGCUACUUUAAAGACCACCAGAAGAGACACGCUGAUGUGAAAGCCCACGUGUGCUCUGACUGCGGCAGUGCCUUCACUAGAGCCAGCGAAUUAAAACGGCACCAAAGAACCCACACUAGAGAAAAACCCUACAAGUGCUCAUAUUGUGGAAAGUGCUUUUCUGAGUCUGGAAACUUGAAAAAACACGAGAGAGUUCAUACUGGAGAGAAGCCGUACCUCUGCCCUUCAUGUGGGAAGAGUUUCAGCCAGUUUAGCCAUCUACUGAGACAUUUAAAAGGACAUUGUCCAAAGUUGUCACAGUUUAUCCUCAGACCCCAAGCUGAACGACUUCUUCCUGGGACCUGAAAGUAAACAUCAGCCCUAAAGUUGAUCACAGAUUAUCAUGCGGUCUGAAGAUAAAUGUUGAGCCUGAAGCUGAACAAAGUUUGUUGUGUGAUGUAAAGGUGAACACAGGGCCUGAAAGUGAACAAAAUUGAUCUUCCGGACACUUUCAAGUAAUUUGUAUGAAAUUCAAAAUGGCAAUUUCAUCUAAAAGGGUAAUUUGCUAAAAUGCUUUACUUGAAGAACAACAAUUAAGAUUUUGGCAAUAAAUUAUCCAAAACCAGUA
Messenger RNA from Triplophysa dalaica, 1207 nucleotides. RefSeq names its product gastrula zinc finger protein XlCGF8.2DB-like. The annotation marks the transcript as partial. Gene Ontology annotation, biological process: regulation of cytokine production; negative regulation of transcription by RNA polymerase II; regulation of immune system process. The transcript has a single exon. The record is from RefSeq and is a predicted model, not a curated record. NCBI's taxonomy places the organism in Eukaryota, Metazoa, Chordata, Actinopteri, Cypriniformes, Nemacheilidae.